AUCCUCCUCAUACCGCACUAUUACCAUGUAUCCGAAGAUGGAGCAGCAGGGGAGGAAAGCCCCCACAGGUGUUUGAGCAAGAUAACAUUCGGUUAAUUUUUUAUCUUUGGAACGCUGCUACAUUUAUAAAAAAUGACUACAUACGGGCUAGGCUUACACAGCAUAGGGCUAAACAUGUUGUUUUGCUUUCUCUUACGUCAUGCCGAUUUGUACAAUUUAGACAUACCGCAUGCUAUUCCACUCAGUGGUCCGAACGGAACAUUUUUUGGAUAUUCUGUGUUGCUGCACAAGCAUCAGCAACAGACAUGGGUAAUAGUUGGCGCACCAGUUGCAAAUUCAAGGUUCAACCAGGCUGUCAGGAAUCCUGGAGCAAUCUACAAGUGCAAAAUUACAGACAAGAAGGACUGUGAACAGAUUCAACUCGGUGUAAUGCUUGACAUGCCCUGUGGCAGACACUGUUCUGCUGAGGUUGAAAACCAGUGGCUUGGUGUGAGCCUCUCCAGGCGGCAGCAGGAUGGACUUGUGUUGGCCUGUGGACAUCGUUGGAAAAAUGUCUACUUCACCAAAAAAGAAGAUCUAAAUAAAUUGCCACAUGGCGUAUGCUACAAAUUGGAGUCUGACUUGAAUCAAUCAAGUCCUUUGAUUCCAUGCUACAGAGAUCACGAAAAUAAGUUUGACAGUGACUUUGCAUCAUGUCAAGCAGGGAUUUCAAAUGUCCUUAUUGGGGACCUCAUAGUAAUGGGAGCCCCUGGAACCUUGUUUUGGACUGGGUCUGUUUUUGUCCACAACAUAUCCAGUCAGGUCACUUCUGCCUACUUGGAUGAUAACGUUGUCCUCUAUGGAAGUUAUUUGGGGUACUCAGUCGGCGCUGGCCACUUCCUGCACCCAAACUCCACUGAGGUAGUGGGUGGAGCCCCCCAGUACGGGCAGACUGGAAGAGCCUACAUCUUUAGCAUAGAGUCCAGCACACUGAGCAUCAUCUCUGAGGUUAAAGGUCAAAAGCUGGGUUCCUAUUUUGGGGCCACUGUGUGUGCGGUGGACCUGAACACUGAUGGCCUGUCUGACCUGCUGGUGGGAGCUCCAAUGUUCAGCACUGUGAGGGAGGAGGGCCGUGUGUACAUCUACAUGAACCAGGGACAGGCUAACAUGACGGAGAUGGAGUUUACAUUAGCAGGGAGAGAUUCAUAUGCAGCCCGGUUUGGGGAAAGUAUCACAAGUCUUGGAGAUAUUGAUGAUGAUGGCUAUCCAGAUGUUGCAGUUGGGGCACCACAAGAGGAUGACCUACAUGGUGCUAUUUAUAUCUACAAUGGGAGGAAGACGGGACUUGGACAAUACUUUUCUCAAAGGAUUGCUGGGUCUGCCUUGGGUAGUGCUUUCAAGAUGUUUGGCCAGUCUGUGUCUGGGGGCAUUGAUGUUGAUGGAAACGGUUACCCAGAUGUGGCCGUGGGAGCCUUUCUGUCCGACUCUGCUGUUGUUCUGAGGACACGGGCGGUUGUUAUGGUGGAGGCGAUGAUACUUCUUCCUCCUAGUGUGAACCGCACCCAUGCCCUGUGUACAGAGAACGGCCAGCCUGCCGUUUGCCUCAAAACCUCUGUGUGCUUCCAGUUGCACGCAAAACGUGUCUCUGGGCUCAUCGAAAUACUGUACAACCUGACGGCUGAUGUCAAGCACAUAGAGGGGCUCCAGUCCAGAUUCUUCUUCAACACCAACGGCACAGAGUUAUCAAAUGCCACAGCAGGCAGCAUCAAGACCAGGCAUGGCCACAUGACCUGUGUUACCCACCUGGCCUUUCUGAGGAGAGACAUUCGGGACAUCUUCACCCCCAUCCACUUUGAGCUGCAGUAUGAGCUGGGAGAGCACAAUGUGGUGAGGGGUAACUCCAAGAGCUUUCCCCCACUCAGGCCUAUGCUCCAGAGGGGAGAGGAGUACAGCAACUUGCUGACCAACAAGACUGUAUUCACCAGGUACUGUGCCUGGGCCAACUGUUCCACCAAUCUGCAAGUGUCUGCACAGCUGCUGUUACCGAGGACACAUAGAGACAUGCCAUACGUUGCCCUGGGGGAGGGGAAGACCAUUCUACUGAAUGUUACGCUGUCCAAUGCUGGCGACGCUGCCUUCCUCCCCAUGCUUCACCUGAGAUACCCCAGCAAUCUCUACUUCAUCAAAGUGUUGGACGCUGAGGAGAAAUACGUGAGCUGUAAAAUUGCUGAGGAAGAGAAGACAAGUGUCGGGCUAGAUUGCAGCGUGGGAAAUUUGUAUUUCAACACCUUAGCUGAAGUUAAUAUCAGCUUUCUGCUGGAUGUCAGUGCUGACAGUGAACCUGGUGACCUGAACAUUAUAAUCAAUGCAACCCGGGAGAAUUUAGAAAAUGAAGAUCUUCUCCAUGACAAUAUUGUUAAUCUGACUCUGCUAUUGAGAUAUGGAGUGAAUCUAAACAUCCACGGUUUUGUAUCCCGAACAGAGUUUGUGUUUGGGGACUUUGAGGAGCCACACUGCUCCGCUGAGAGGUUCAAAUACACUUUCAAGGUUGUCAAUGUUGGUCCAAGCAUAUCUCACGGCACAAGAGUGGAAAUUGAUAUCCCCAAAGCUUUAGCACCGUAUCCAUACAGACUGCUCAACAUUUUGGACAUACAGUCAUCUUCUGGGUGGUGUUACAUUCGAAACUCCACUGAUGGGACCAGCAGUACCAAUGGCACCAUGUAUGGAAGCCAGAGAGCCAGUACCAUUGACAGUGUUUGGUUAAAUGUGACAACUACCACUGACAGCUAUUGGACGAAUAGGUCCAGCACCACACACCCUUAUUGGACUAAUAUUUCCAGUACCACUGACACCAAUUGGACUAGUAUAUCCUAUUGGGCCAAUGUGAGAAACUGGACCACUGUUAUUGAGGAUGAGUGUGAUCUGCCUGACUCCAAUCCCUUGAAUGAUUUCUUCUUCUUCUUCUCGAAAAGCAGUAGAAGACAUAUGUAUUGUAUGAAAGAGGAUGCUCUGUGUCUGUACGCGGUGUGUGACCUUGGAGACAUGGACAUUGGGAAAGAUGUCACCAUUGAAAUGGAGGUCGAAAUGAAUUCGGGAGUUUUAGACAUCUCACCGGGAAGACAUAGUGUCAUGCUGUUAGAGACCACUGCUGUCAUAUCACCCAAGAAGGACCCAUUUAUUUGGUUCUUAAAAGAAGACCCCAUCACAGUGGUUGUCCUGGAGGCCCAUCAUAGCCACAAACUGAAACGAGUCAUUGAGCUGUCCAUCAUCGUGGCCAGUCUCUUACUAGGCCUCUUCAUCCUUGCCUUGCUGGUCAUCUGCAUGUGGAAGAGUGGCUUCUUUAAGCGUGAGGACAAGAUGGAGAAUAUACAAAGGCUCAGCUGGGACUACUGAGGAUGGACAUUGAUUCAUAUCAAAUAUAUGACACAAUAUCAUAGUUAAAGGGGAAAUUCAGUACAACAUAAUGUUAGAUGGUUUCUCAACCUGAAAGUAGUCUAAUCAUCUAAAAUGAAUAUUUUUUUCUGACACCCUGCAGUCACAUUUUGGCACCAGUAGACUAACUAGCUAGCUAGCUAGCUAGCUAUGUAAACCACACCCUUCUGCGAACACACCUUCUGCAAUGAUGGCUACAAGUACAUAUUUAAAUUAGGUAAGAGUAUAAGAUAUUACCAUUGGUGUAUAAAAAUGACCGGCUUUAUGCGGUGUCACACAAAGCCUUAGCUUUUGGAUGAAGCCAGUAACCUUAUGGUCAAACGUUAUUGAUGUACCAGCAACAGUAAUUUUUCAGUCUUUAGUCAUCGUACUAUGAUCUGGUUUCAUCCAAAUAUCAUCCAAUCUGAUGAAAAACAUGAUUUUGACUGUUUGUGACCUUUAAGUUUUAAAAUAUUGAACUUCCCCUUUAAUCAGUGACUGAGGAUUGAUUGACCCACUGUACAGUGUCUCGCAAAAGUAUUCACCCCCCCCCCCCCCCGUUGUUACUAUUUUGUCCCAUUACAUCCUGUAAUUUCAAUUGAUUUUUAUUUGGAUUUCAUGUAAUGGACAUACACAAAGUAGUCCAAAUUGGUGAAGUGACAUUUUUUAAAUUACUUGUUGAAAAAAAAACAUGUAUUUUUUUUAAAUGGAAAAGUGGUGCGUGCAUACAGUGGGGAGAACAAGUAUUUGAUACACUACCGAUUUUGCAGGUUUGCCUACUUACAAAGCAUGUAGAGGUCUGCAAUUUUUUAUCAUAGGUACACUUCAACUGUGAGAGACGGAAUCUAAAACAAAAAUCCAGAAUAUCACAUUGUAUGAUUAAGUAAUUAAUUAGCAUUUUAUUGCAUGACGUAAGUAUUUGAUACAUCAGAAAAGCAGGACUUAAUAUUUGGUACAGAAACCUUUGUUUGCAAUUACAGAGAUCAUACAUUUCCUGUAGUACUUGACCAGGUUUGCACACACUGCAGCAGGGAUUUUGGCCCACUCCUCCAUGCAGACCUUCUCCAGAUCCUUCAGGUUUCGGGGCUGUCGCUGGGCAAUAUGGACUUUCAGCUCCCUCCAAAGAUGUUCUAUUGGGUUCAGGUCUGGAGACUGGCUAGGCCACUCCAGGACCUUGAGAUGCUUCUUACGGAGCAGUUGAAGUGUACCUAUGAUAAAAAAUUACAGACCUCUACAUGCUUUGUAAGUAGGAAAAUCUGCAAAAUCAGCAGUGUAUCAAAUACUUGUUUUCCCCACUGUAUGUAUUCACCCACUUUGUUAUGAAGCCCCUAAAUAAGAUCUGGUGCAACCAAUUACCUUCAGAAGUCACAUAAUUAGUUAAAAAAGUCCACCUGUGUGCAAUCUAAGUGUCACAUGAUCUCAGUACAUACACACCUGUUCUGAAAGGCCCCAGAGUCUGCAACACCACUAAGCAAGGGGCACCACCAAGCAAGCUGCACUAUGAAUACCAAGGAGCUCGCCAAACAGGUCAGGGACACAUUUGUGGAGAAGUACAGAUCAGGGUUGGGUUAUAAAAAAAAUCGGAAUCUUUGAACAUCCCACGGAGCACCAUUAACUUUGUCGGGAUCAGUGUCCCUUCCACGGGACGGUUGAGCUAACGUAGGCUAAUGCGAUAAGCAUGAGGUUGUAAGUAACACAAACAUUUCCCAGGUCAUAAACAUAUCUGAUAUUGGCAGAAAGCUUAGAUUCUUGUUAAUCUAGCUGCACUGUCCAAUUUACAGUAGCUAUUACAGUGAAAGAAUACCGUGCUAUUGUUUGAGGAGAGUGCACAAUUUUGAACAUGAGGUUAUAAAUAAAUUAGGUACAUUUGGGCAGUCUUGACACACAAUUUUGAACAGAAAUACAAUGGUUCAUUUGACCAGUCUAAAACUUUGCACAUUCACUGCUGCCAUCUAGUGGCCAUAAUCUAAUUUGCACCUGGGCUGGAAUGAUACAUUAUGGCAUUUCUCUGUAUAUUUUCCUACAUUCCUUUCACAUUUCCACAAACUUCAAAGUGUUUCCUUUGAAAUGGUACCAUGAAUAUGGGAUGUGAAUAGUUAUGCACGCUCAAGUUUUCAGUUUUUUUGUCUUAUUUCUUGUUUGUUUAAAAAUAAACAAACAUUUUGCAUCUUCAAAGUGGUAGGCAUGUUGUGUAAAUCAAAUUAUACAAAUCCCCGAAAAAUCGAUUUUAAUUCCAGGGUGUAAGGCAACAGAAUAGGAAAAAUGCUAAGUGGGGUGAAUACUUUCACAAGCCACUGUAUUGGGGGUGGCAGGUAGCCUAGUGGUUAGAGCGGUGCGCAAGUAACUGAAAGGUUGCAGGAUUGAAUCCCCAAACCUACAAGGUAAAAAUCUGCCAUUAACCCACUGUUCCCUGGUAGGCCGUCACUGUAAAUGAGAAUGUGUUCUUAGCUGACUUGCCUAGUUAAAUAUUUAAAUAAUAAUGAAGUCGUAGGAGAAAAACUGGCAAAUAGACACACUUAAAAUAUUAUUUUUUUAUGUGGAUUUAUAGGAAUUCAGAGGGAAAUUACAAAAUGCACUUUAUAGUUGACAAGAGACAUCUUGAGAUUAACCUACAUGAACAAAAGCAAAUACAAUUUGAUAUAGAAACUAGAAAAAUGCUCAGCUUUUGAAAGGCAAUUACGUUUUCUAUGCAACUGAAGUUUUUGAAAUGUCUCAAAUGUUAUUCUAAAUUUCAAUAGACUACAUGCCAUCUAAAUUGCAGUAUUGUUUUUGUAAAAAAAUACUGUACAGGGAGACAAGGUGUUGUCAUUUUGUAGGCCGAGUCUGACUGCCUGGUUCUAAUCAAAUUUCACCCAUGUUUUCACAGUGAUUAUUUUAGAUAGCUACAAUAAGGUCUGUGUAGCAUGUAGGUGUACUGACUAGCUAUUGUUCUGAGAAGGUGAUAUCAAUCAAUGUUUGACUAAAAAGAAAGACUAAAAACCUCUUAAAGAUAUUAAUUUGGUUUAAAAAACGUAUUGUAAUUAGUUGGCCUAAGUCUUACACAGACCUUUUUAUCGCUAUAAAAAAUCUAUCUUGUGGGAAAAUGGAUGGGGGCAAAUGGCAGCAAACCACUUCUUUGCUUUGUGUACUACAAAAUGACACCGGCACACCUCAGCACUCUAUUGCACUGAAAUGUGGUUUGUUUUAUUUUCUUAACUUUUAAAAAGACAGGUUGACACCCUCAGUUAUUUUGGAAAUGCACAACCUCUGUUUGUCACUUCCACUAAAUGGUACUUGUCUUUAGGAUGUUACCAAUCACCUGAAGUUGAACCGAUUUCAAGUAAGGAAAGUGCUUAUUCUAGAAACCACUGGUUUGAAUGCAUUUGCAACUCUUCAAGGCGCCAUAUGUUGGCAUUGGUUAACACCAUACAUGCCUCACCAGUACCAUACUUGACCCAAAAUUAACCCACAUACUACAGGUGUCAUCUGUACUAUAAUCAUCAUUUCAUUUAAGAAACAUUUUCAUUGCCAUCCAUUAUGAAUGUUGAUCAUUAAAUAUCUUCUUACUGAAAUGUCCAAGCAGUGUGUUUGUAUUUCCAAAGUCUGAUUGUCACACCCUGACCUUAGAGAUCCUGUUUAUGUCUUUAUUUUGGUUUGGUCAGGGUGUGAGUUGGGGUGGGUAUUCUAUUAUUUGUAUUUCUAUGUUUUGGCCAGGUAGGGUUCUCAAUCAGGGACAGCUGUCUAGCGUUGUCUCUGAUUGAGAACCAUACUUAGGUAGCCCUUUUUUCCACCUGUCUUUUUUGGGAAGUUGACUUUUGUUUAGCCUUAGCCUUUAGCUUCAUGUUUUUUUUGUGUGGUGUUUGUUGUUUUUGUUCUUGUUCUGCGUCUUUUUUCCAAAUAAAGAGAAAAUGUAUGCACACCA
Oncorhynchus kisutch (coho salmon) is the source of this 7291-nucleotide messenger RNA. RefSeq names its product integrin alpha-4. The record is from RefSeq and is a predicted model, not a curated record. Bases 133 to 3372 code for a protein of 1079 amino acids. NCBI's taxonomy places the organism in Eukaryota, Metazoa, Chordata, Actinopteri, Salmoniformes, Salmonidae. Gene Ontology annotation, biological process: cell adhesion mediated by integrin; integrin-mediated signaling pathway; cell-matrix adhesion. Gene Ontology annotation, molecular function: integrin binding. The transcript has 28 exons. Gene Ontology annotation, cellular component: integrin complex; external side of plasma membrane.